Molecule: messenger RNA, 2752 nt
Organism: Physella acuta
Lineage: Eukaryota; Metazoa; Mollusca; Gastropoda; Physidae
Product: cytochrome P450 3A16
Molecular function (GO): oxidoreductase activity, acting on paired donors, with incorporation or reduction of molecular oxygen; heme binding; steroid hydroxylase activity
Source: RefSeq, a predicted model, not a curated record
UUGUGAAUUAUUGGUUGUGUACACUGGCAGUGGGCCAAGAUGUGACUUUAAAAAGAUCCUGUGACUCUCCACUCCAUGAAACACGGUGUUAAAAACCACCGUUAAGAACAGAACCUACUGAAGCGUGUCGCCUGAACCAGAAGAAGCUUCGACAGAGGGUCCAACACAACAUCACUUAGAAUCUACAAUAAACCAUAAAAAAAUGCUGACAACUCUAGCAAUAAUUGCCGCCAUAUUGGCCCUGCUGGCUUACAUGUUUGUACGUUACAUGUCAGCCACACACAACACGUUUAAAAAGAUGGGAAUAGACAACCCCGCACCCAACCCCAUCAUAGGGAACUUUGGGAAUGUAUUCAAAUAUGGUAUUUUUGAAGUACAGAAAGUUUUCUACAAUCAAUACAUUGAUAAAAAGGUGUACGGAUGGUACGACUCUAGAAGGCCAACUAUGAUCGUCAAAGAUCUUGAUAUGGUCAAAGAUAUAUUUGUCAAAAAUUUCAAUUGUUUCGUUGAUCGCCAUUCUCUAUUUGAGGUUGAUCCACCUUUUAGCGAUAAUCUGCUCAACCUAAAGGGCGAGCACUGGAAACAUGUCAGAAACAUCGUGACCCCAACUUUCAGUUCAAGCAGACUCAAGAAAAUGGCGCAUCAUAUUGAAAGAAAUACGAAGAUAAUGUUAGAAAAUCUCCAGGCUCUACAAGAAUCUGGCACAGAAGUUGAGGCUAGAGAUUUUUUAUCUGCUUUCACUCUUGACGUCAUUGCCAGCACUGGCUUUGGGUUAGAGAUUAACACACUCAAAAACCCAAACAAUCCUUUUGCAACUGAGGCCAAAAAAGUAAUUAAUCCAAACCCUCUACUGUUUAGUUUAAUAUUACUGAUUCCCUCUCUAACCAAAUUAUUUUCACGGCUUGGCCUCUCAAUACUACCACAAAAAUCCCUCCAAUAUUUCGUCAAAGUUGUGGAGGCGGCAAUAGAGGAAAGAAAGAGAGACGGAUUAGAAGGGAAAGUCAACGAUUUUCUAGAUCUGGUAAUGAACGCCGAGAAAGAAACCGGAGAACCUCACAAAGAAUUGACAAGAUCAGAACUUUAUGGCCAAGCUCUAAUUUUUAUCUUUGCCGGGUACGACACUGUUUCCACGGUAUUGUCCUUCACCUUGUUCUUCAUCGCCAUGCACCCAGACUGCUGCAAACGUGUGCAGGAAGAGAUAGACGAAAAAUGUGGUCAAACCUCACCAAAUUACGAUAACGUCCAGUCGCUGGCAUACCUAGACAUGUGCAUCAACGAAUCGAUUCGACUGGCGCCACCAGCGUUUUUAAUCAACCGCGUCUGUGUGAAGGAUACGGAGGUCCAAGGUGUGAAGUUCCCUAAGGACAUGGUCGUUGCCGUCCCUGUCUACGCUAUCCACACCGACCCGGAAAUCUGGCCGGAACCGGACAAAUUUGACCCAAAGAGAUUUACGCCAGAAAACAAAGAAUCUCGCCAUCCAUAUGCGCAUCUUCCUUUCGGCCAAGGGCCAAGAAAUUGUAUUGGCAUGAGGCUGGCUCUCCUGGAGAUAAAAAUAGCCUUAGCUACAAUCUUUCAGAAGUUUACCCCAACACGCUGUAGUAAAUCUGUGUACCCGAUCCAGCUGAGUAAAAUGGGAGUUAGAGCAAAUGAUGGCUUAUGGAUCAAGUUCGCUGCCAGAAAAUGAAAUAAAAACUAACGUCUUUUUUUGACUGAUGAAAAAGCAUCAGUUUUGACGGAUGUAAAAACGUCGGUUUUACCGAUGUAAAUACAUCAGUUUUGACUGAUGUAAAACAUCACUUUUGACUGAGGUAAAAACAUCAGUUUAGACUGAUGUUUUACAGAUGAUUUCUUAAAAAUCGGAUUUCUUUUUUUACGAUUACUUAAAUUAAUAUUUUGUGAUAUGUUGCAGUAGUAGUUUUCAUAAAAUUGUUUAAAUUACUCGAGUAGGUUUUAUUGUGACUAUAGUUUAAUUGUAGUAUGAUUUCUGCUCUCAUCAAAUACGUUAGGCAACAACACGAUACAAAGUUUAUACUGUAAAACUGAAAUAAAUAUUUAUAGCUUUAAAAUGUAAUUCUUACAAAUAUCCCUAGGUUUUAGAGUGUUCAAAUAUAUGUACAUUAGAUGUAUUUUACUUUCUUCUCAGCACGUUAGCAAAAGUUGGUGUCACCAAAUGGGUUCGCAUGCUUGUAUGGUGAUUGUCACUAGACAAAACAUCAUUGUUAUACUGUAGUGUCUCCACGUGUAUAAGUCACCAAAUGGAAUGUAGAAUGUCAUGUUGGUAUGGGAUGUGUCUCCAUGUAGAUGUCAUGUUGGUAUGGGAUGUGUCACCAUGUAGAAUGUCAUGUUGUUAUGGGAUGUGUCACCAUUUAAUUACGACAACCCUUAAGUACUGUAAACAAAUCAACGUGUUGGCUGUACAUGGCAACUUACUUCAUAACUGUUAGCUCGUCUUACUUUAGCCCUGUCAUCACAUCAUUAUGUAUCUGUUCACCAGCUGUUGGAUAUAUGAAUUGAUGUUCAUACACAGUAAUAUGCGGCGUGAUCUAACACUGUAACAUCUUUAUAAAGUUAAAUGCACGAGUUGAGGUCCCAGGCUGGGCGGCUGGCAACUUUAGUGCAACAAAUCUGUUUGCUAUCUGCCUAAAGAGCGUUGUCAAACCAGCUAUGCUCGCAGGAGAGCUAUUCUAUUUUGCCUAUUCAGUAUUGAAAGAGUUGAUAGGUUUUAGCUUUUUGGUGCCCUGUCAAAACGGCC